This is a messenger RNA of Euleptes europaea (tarantolino), 1626 nucleotides long. RefSeq names its product transmembrane protease serine 9-like. Gene Ontology annotation, biological process: proteolysis. Bases 1 to 1626 code for a protein of 541 amino acids. NCBI's taxonomy places the organism in Eukaryota, Metazoa, Chordata, Lepidosauria, Squamata, Sphaerodactylidae. The record is from RefSeq and is a predicted model, not a curated record. The transcript has 10 exons. Gene Ontology annotation, molecular function: serine-type endopeptidase activity.
AUGGGCCGGAUCUGGCCCCAUGCAUCCAGCCUGAAGCCUCCCCACUCCGUCCCCGGAUGCGCACAGGCCAGAUAUGGGAGCAACAAGAAUUUGGCAACACAGGUUGAGAGGAUCAUAGGGGGCCAGGACUGCCAAAAGCAUGGUCAGCCCUACCAAGUCAUCCUCUCUAACAGCCAGAAAAAUGGGCCAGAUGUUCAGUGUGGAGCGGUUCUGAUAGAGAAGGACUGGGUGCUUACAGCUGCCCACUGUGAUACCCAAGGAGACAUCCACACACGGAUGGGAGAUCACAGUCUGAGGGCCAAUGAGGGGUCGGAGCAGUGCAUCAUGUCGGCACAGAAAUUCCCUCACCCGGGCUAUAACCCCACUACUCACGACAACGACAUCAUGCUGAUACGGCUGCGCAACCCCGCAAACUUCAACGAAUACGUCCGGCCCAUCACACUGGCUACUGAAUGUGCUGCCCCCAACACUCGCUGCCUGGUGUCUGGCUGGGGCACUGUCAAGACCCCAACAUCAGAGUUUCCCGACAUCCUGCAAUGUGCAGAGGUCUAUACAAUAUCAAACGAAGAGUGCCGGCGGGCCUAUCGUAAUAUGAUCACUGAGAACAUGCUGUGUGCCGGGGUCCCGGAAGGAAAUGUGGAUUCCUGCCAGGGUGACUCUGGUGGACCUUUGGUGUGUAACGAUAAACUCCAAGGCGUCGUCUCCUGGGGGAUGCAGAUCUGCGGGCAGAAAGGGCAGCCUGGAGUGUAUACCAAUAUUUGCAGAUACACGGACUGGAUUCGGGACACGAUACAGAGGAACUCGUUUAACCGUGCUGCUGGCACGUGCUACACAGCUCCUGACAGGCUCUCCUCAGUUUCAUAUGUUGACAUGACACCCGUGGAGGAGGUGGUGGUGGUGCUGCUGCUCUUGAUUUCUGCAGCAGCUGCACAGCCCAAGCCAAGGAUCGUCGGCGGGAACACCUGCGUCGAACACUCCCAGCCUUGGCAUGUGGGCCUUUAUGAUAUGAACCGGUUCUUUUGUAGCGGGACUCUGCUGAACAGGCAGUGGGUGCUGACCGCGGCACACUGCAAAAUGCCAGGCAUCACCUACAUACGGCUGGGAUUAAGCAACAUGACCGUCUCAGACCGUUCUGAACAGCAGAAAAGAGCAAUGAAGUUGGUGGUGCACCCAAACUAUGACCCUGCCAGCAAGAACAAUGACAUAAUGAUGAUCAAGCUCUCCUCAUUGGUGGACAUCAACGACAGAGUCCAGCCCAUGAGUGUGGCUGAUCAAUGUGUUGCUCCUGGGACACGGUGUCUCGUGACAGGCUGGGGCACAGUCACCAGCCCUAAACCAACCAUUCCCGAAGCACUGCAGUGCGCUUACCUACACGUUGUCUCUCAGGGGGAGUGUGAGAGCGUCUACCCUGAUGCCAUUACGAACAACAUGCUGUGUGCGGGUGAGAAGGAAGGAAAUGUCGACUCUUGUCAGGGCGAUUCCGGGGCACCCCUCAUCUGUGAUGAAGAGAUUCAGGGCAUCGUGUCUUGGGGCCCAGAAGUUUGUGGCCAGCCCGGGAAGCCCGGUAUCUACACCAAGGUCUGCAACUAUGUGGGCUGGAUUCAGCGGACAAUAAGGCGCAUGUGA